Molecule: messenger RNA, 573 nt
Organism: Syzygium oleosum
Lineage: Eukaryota; Viridiplantae; Streptophyta; Magnoliopsida; Myrtales; Myrtaceae
Product: EG45-like domain containing protein
Exons: 3
Coding region: 59-496 (145 amino acids)
Source: RefSeq, a predicted model, not a curated record
UCUUCUUAUCUCAGUCCAUUCAGGUGUCACGUUUGGCCUCGCAAAUUCUUCCUGAACCAUGAAGUCCUUCAGCAUUAGAACGCGACUUCUCUCUCUUUCUCUACUCACCUUUCUUCUGUUGACAAUGCAGACUCAUCUCUCUCGUGCCGACGUCGGCACCGCCGCUCACUACAGUCCUCCAUACACACCGACCGCGUGUUUCGGCAAUGAUCCAUCGCAAUUCCCGUCGAGCAACCUCUUUGCAGCGGCAGGUGAAGGGAUAUGGGACAACGGAGCGUCGUGUGGGAGGCAGUACCUAGUGCGGUGCAUCAGUGCCUCCGUCUCCGGAACCUGCAUUCCCAGCCAGACUAUCCAAGUCCGAAUCGUCGACCGAGCGCUAUCCUCGUCUUCACGUCCCUCGAGUAAUGGCGCGACCAUUGUCCUCUCGACAACGGCAUUUGGGACGAUUGCAAAGUCUUCUGCCGCAGCCGUCAAUGUCGAGUAUCAACAGGUUUGAGGGGGACAUAUACACCAUGCACAUUUGAGCGGGUCAACGAGUUCGCCCCUCUUGUGAUUGAGGAAUUAUCUGGAAAA